AUGUGGUCAAUGACAGUCAGGAAAGGGGCGGAGCAUGUUAUAUCUCAGUUGGCUGACUAUUUUCAAAGUCACAUCAGGAAUGCUCUCCAAGAUGUAGUGCAACAAAUGGACUCAAUGGAGAAUGCUGUUCAGAAACUGGUCUCCAACUUCGGUAAUUCUGCUGUUGGCGUUAUUUGCCAGGCGGAAGCAGUGGAGCUUGCCAACAUUCGCUCUCCCCACCUUGCAAGGGCUAAUGGUGAAUCUACAGCGAAGAAUGAUACAAGAAACUUACGGCUUCAACUUCGAAACAAACUCUCACUUUCUCUAUUUACUGGGGAGAAACUAGAAGGAGAUGGUGGUGCUCGCAUUUCCGUUGCGUUGAUCGAUGCAGAUACAGGGGAUGUCGUUACAUCAGGGCCGGAAGCCUCUAUCAAGUUGGACGUCAUUGUGCUUGAAGGUGACUUCAAGAAAGACGAUGAGAAAAAUUGGGCUCCAGAAGAGUUUGAUAGCUACGUGGUUAAAGAACGAGAAGGAAAGAGGCCGCUUUUGAUAGGAAAUCUCCAAGUAAAGCUCAAGGCUGGUGUUGGGGACCUGGGAGAUAUGAUAUUUACCGACAAUUCCAGCUGGACUAGGAGCAAAAGAUUCAGGAUAGGGCUCAAAGUGGCAUCGAGUGAUGGUAGGAAUACACGAAUCCGAGAAGCAAAAACAGAUGCCUUCUCCGUCAAGGAGCAUAGGGGACAAGCAUAUAAGAAGAACCAUCCACCAGCAUCUGACAAUGAGGUCUGGAGAUUGGAAAGUAUCGCAAAGGAUGGAUCAUUUCACAAGCGGCUGAAUGAAGCAGGAAUACAUAAGGUGGAACAGUUUUUACGACAACACUCCGUGGACUCUGAGAAACUGAGAAAUAUUCUCGGAAAGGGCAUGACAGAGAAGAAGUGGAAAGUCCUCCUAGAUCAUGCAAAAACUUGCACUCUGAAUGGGAAACUCCACGUGUACCAUGAUGGUAAUGAAAAUGAUCACGGUGCUACAUUCAACAGCGUUGGUCAACUCAGUGACCAUACUGUGGGCGGACUGAAUAAUGCUGCUGACAGAUUUUCUCCCCAGCAGAAGGUUCUGGAUAUGAAGGGAUUAAUCAGCUACUAUUGGAGGACUAAGGGCUUGAAUCUUGUUGCUAUGGAUCAAGCGCCGCUUGCUUCUAGACAAACUUAUGGAUUUGACAUUUAG
Eucalyptus grandis is the source of this 1200-nucleotide messenger RNA. Its product is annotated as calmodulin-binding protein 60 D-like. The coding region runs from base 1 to 1200 and encodes 399 amino acids. NCBI's taxonomy places the organism in Eukaryota, Viridiplantae, Streptophyta, Magnoliopsida, Myrtales, Myrtaceae. Gene Ontology annotation, molecular function: sequence-specific DNA binding; DNA-binding transcription factor activity; calmodulin binding. Gene Ontology annotation, cellular component: nucleus. Gene Ontology annotation, biological process: regulation of salicylic acid biosynthetic process. The transcript has 8 exons. The record is from RefSeq and is a predicted model, not a curated record.